This is a messenger RNA of Jaculus jaculus (lesser Egyptian jerboa), 1532 nucleotides long. Its product is annotated as ornithine decarboxylase-like. Gene Ontology annotation, cellular component: cytoplasm. Lineage: Eukaryota; Metazoa; Chordata; Mammalia; Rodentia; Dipodidae. The record is from RefSeq and is a predicted model, not a curated record. The transcript is spliced from 3 exons. Gene Ontology annotation, molecular function: ornithine decarboxylase activity. Bases 80 to 1480 code for a protein of 466 amino acids.
UCCAGACGUGUGCUCUUCCGAUGCUGGAAAUAAUUUCCUUAACUCCAUCUCUUAGUUUCCAUAGGCACAUUGAGAAACCAUGAACAACUUUAAUAAGGAAGAGAUUGACUGCCACAUUCUUGAUGAAGGCUUUACUGCCAAGGACAUUCUGGACCAAAAAAUGAAUGAAGUUUCUUCUUCUGAUGAUAAGGAUGCUUUUUAUGUUGCGGACCUUGGAGACAUUCUAAAGAAACAUCUAAGGUGGUUAAAAGCUCUUCCUCGUGUCACUCCCUUUUAUGCAGUCAAAUGUAAUGAUAGCAGAGCCAUAGUGAACACCCUAGCUGCCAUUGGGACAGGAUUCGACUGUGCAAGCAAGACUGAAAUACAGUUGGUGCAGAGUCUUGGGGUACCUCCAGAGAGGAUUAUCUAUGAAAAUCCCUGUAAACAAGUGUCUCAAAUUAAGUAUGCUGCCAGUAGUGGAGUCCAGAUGAUGACUUUUGAUAGUGAAGUUGAGUUGAUGAAAGUCGCCAGAGUGCACCCAAAGGCAAAGUUGGUUUUGAGAAUUGCCACUGAUGAUUCCAAAGCAGUCUGUCGCCUCAGUGUUAAAUUUGGUGCCACACUCAAAAUCAGCAGACUUCUCUUGGAACGGGCAAAAGAGCUAAAUAUUGAUGUCAUUGGUGUCAGCUUCCACGUAGGGAGUGGCUGUACGGAUCCUGAGACGUUUGUUCAAGCAGUGUCUGGUGCCCGUUGUGUCUUCGACAUGGGAGCUGAGAUUGGUUUCAACAUGUAUCUGCUUGAUGUUGGUGGUGGUUUUCCUGGAUCUGAGGAUGUGAAGCUUAAAUUUGAAGAGAUCACCAGUGUGAUCAACCCAGGGCUGGAUAAGUACUUUCCAUCAGACUGUGGUGUAAGAAGCAUAGCAGAGCCGGGCAGAUACUACGUUGCAUCAGCUUUCACGCUUGCAGUCAAUAUCAUUGCCAAAAAAAUUGUGCUGAAGGAGCAGACUGGCUCCGAUGAUGAAGAUGAAUUGAAUGAGCAAACCUAUAUGUAUUACGUGAAUGAUGGAGUAUACGGAUCAUUUAUUUGCAUCCUUUAUGAUCAUGCACAUGUGAAGCCCUUGCUACAGAAGAGACCCAAACCAGAUGAGAAGUAUUACUCCUCCAGCAUUUGGGGACCAACAUGUGAUGGCCUUGAUCAGAUCAUUGAGCGCUAUAACCUUCCUGAAAUGCAUGUGGGUGAUUGGAUGCUCUUUGAAAACAUGGGUGCAUACACUGUUGCUGCUGCUUCUACUUUCAAUGGAUUCCAGAGGCCUACUAUUUAUUAUGUGAUGUCACGACCAAUGUGGCAACUCCUGAAGCAAGUUCAGAAGCACGGCUUCCCGCCUGAAGUGGAGGAGCAGGGCGUCGGCUCUCUGCCCAUGUCUUGUGCUCAGGAGAGUGGGAUGGACCGUCACCCGGCAGCCCAUGCUUCCACUAGUAUCAAUGUGUGGAUACCAUUCUUGUAGCUCUUAACUGCGAGUGUAGCUUGAAUUAAGGGAUUUGGGGGGUCCACUUAAC